Diachasma alloeum is the source of this 756-nucleotide messenger RNA. RefSeq lists its product as uncharacterized. The coding region runs from base 1 to 756 and encodes 251 amino acids. The transcript has 3 exons. The record is from RefSeq and is a predicted model, not a curated record. NCBI's taxonomy places the organism in Eukaryota, Metazoa, Arthropoda, Insecta, Hymenoptera, Braconidae.
AUGCCCGAUAGUAUCGAGGGACAGUUUCAUCUAUCCGGGAUUAAAGAUGAAGUACCGAGGUAUUACUAUGCCUCGCCUCAUCUCGAUCCCAAGGCCGCUGCUGAGGUGCAGGAUAUCCUCCUAAAUGUGCCUACCGAGACACCGUAUACACGUCUCAAGGAGGCGCUCGUCGAAUGCCUCACGCUCUCCCGGGACGUACGACUCCAGCAGCUGCUCGACCGAGAUGUAUUGGAUGACAGGAAGCCCUCGCAAUUCCUGCGUCAUCUCAGGAGUCUCGACGACACGGUUCCUGACAACAUUUUACGCACCAAGUGGCUCAGACGACUGCCGAUGACGACGCAGUCCCUGCUGGCGUCACAAGCGGACAUGGCUCUCGACAGGCUUGCAAUACUCGCCGACAAACUGCACGAGAUCGCAUUGCCGGUAGCCCACAUCAAUGACGUCCAGGAGCCAACAUCCUCAGCCCUCGAGACAUGCUUUUGUCGUCUCGAAGCAAUAAUCUGCGAGCUGGCAUCGGCCCUAAAAGGGCAAAGCGUCGGUGCUAAUGUCAAAGGCUCUCACCCCGUCGCCUGGACACCUGAGGGCGAUACCGCUUUCACCGCCUGCAAGGAGGAGCUGCGAAAAGCAACGUUAGUGAUCUACCCGGACACGACACUCCCGUGGGCCAUCUUCACCGAUGCUUCCGAAUACGCCAUCGGCGCAGUCCUGCAGCAACGACGAGGACAGCACUGGGAACCACUGGCAUGUUUCAGCUAG